AUGUCUUUCACGCUUCCCCCAAUCAAUGACAACCCCGACGGAGGAUGGGGUCCGUCUACAUCUAACCUUCCCCAAAACUUCAAGUUCAAGGACAUCCCUUACGCGCCUUACUCAAAAUCUGACAAGCUUGGCCGUUUUGCUGACUGGAAUGAUCUCUCUGGCGAUAACCGUCAAGGACAAGGUCAUUCGUCCCAAAAUGCUCGCGGAGGAGGCAGAGGCCGUCGCGACAAUGCCCAGGCCUUUGGCAGCGGAGCUCCCAGCGCAUUCGCUUUCCAAGUCGAGGACGAGUCCACUUUCUCUUUGGUCGACAACAAGACGAGCGCUCCUCGUAGGGGUGGGGGUUUCGCCAGAGGCAGAGGGGCAGGCCGUGGAGGCGCUGGUUAUGGUGCUCGUGCUCCUGCCAGGGGUGGUCGUGGUGGCUUUACUGGUGGAAGAGGUGGAGGUGGCGGCCAGAGAGGUGGUCGCCGAGGGUGGAGAGAUUGGGAGAAGAAUAAUCGCACACGCGAGUCGUCCGUUGCUAUCGAUCCAAGCUGGCAGAUGCUGGAAGAGAUAGAAUUCCAUCGUCUGUCAAAGCUCAGGCUCGAAGUCGAUGACCCCGAAGACCUCGAAUCGUAUGGGCGACUUUUCGCAUACAACAAGACCUUCGAUCGUAUUACCACGAAGACUGAACGGCCACUCCAACCAGUGGACCGCAUCAAGUACAAUACCACAACCUCUGAUGACCCAGUCAUCCAGCAGUUGGCAUCUAAAAACACUGCGACUGUGUACGCUACGGAUGUUAUUCUGAGUGUCCUGAUGUGUGCACCUCGAUCAGUUAUUCCUUGGGACAUUGUCAUUGUCCGUGAAGGAGAUAAGGUCUUCCUCGAUAAACGCGACGGAGGGCCUUUCGACACGGUUACCGUCAAUGAAAAUGCAUCAGAUCCUCCUCAGGAUCCCACCCCUCCCAAUCCCAACAAUCCCACAGAGAAAGCUCCGGAGGCUCCGUCGAUCAACUCUGCGACAUCGCUAUCUCUCGAGGCCACUUACAUCAAUCAGAACUUCAGCUUCCAGUCGGUCACCGAGACCCCGCCUCCCCCACCCGUCGACUUCCAAAAGCCGAAUCCUUUCUACGGUCCGGAUGAAACUGAGCCUCUCGCAUCUUGCGGUUACCGAUACCGCCUGUACGAUCUCGGAAUCACCGAAGACGAGGAUAUUAAGUUGUGCGUUCGUACCGAAGUCGAUGCGUACCUUCCGGGUACCGGCAACCCUCUUGAGGGACACGGCCUGACUACGAUUCGUGCUUUGAACGAAUUUGAUCCUCGUGCUCCGGGUGCGGGUGGUGCUCCUGACUGGCGGUUGAAGCUCGAUUCCCAACGUGGAGCUGUCGUUGCUACAGAGAUGAAGAACAACAGCUGCAAGCUGGCCAAGUGGACGGUUCAGAGCGUUCUCGCAGGUGCUGAACAAAUGAAGAUUGGGUACGUCUCACGCGCCAACCCGCGUGAUAACACUCGGCACGUCAUCCUGAGUACUGCAUCAAUGCGGCCAACGGAUUUCGCGGCCCAGCUCAACGUCUCGCUCGCCAACGGAUGGGGUAUCGUUCGCACCGUUACCGAUAUGUGCAUGAAGAUGCCCGAGGGCAAGUACGUCUUGGUCAAGGACCCAAACAAGCCUGUUAUCCGUCUAUACGCUGUGCCCUUAACGGCGUUCACCGGAGAAGAUGAGGAGGAGGAAGGUGUUGGUUCUGAUGGUGAAGACCUUGAGGCGUAAGAUGUCGCGCAAGGUGUAUAGUACGUCAAAACGGCACCAUAGGGUCGGCGUCCGUGUCGAUGUGGAGUGUGAUCUGUUGGAGGCUGUAACGCUUGUGAAUGAGUUGUGCAACAACUGUUGUUUGUAUUCAAGAAUAUGUGAGGACAUGUCAUUGGGAACUGAGCAAAGUCUCCACAGCACUCUCCGUAUUAGAACUGCGUUGCAAGGCGGCCACAAUGACUUCACGUUGGUACCCCGGGAACAUCGAGGUCAAUUGCGAGAUUUCGCCAUCGCUGGGCACCCGCAAGCCCGUUGCGUUUCGUUCUGUCCUCCCGGUAAGCUCAUUCAUCCACUCUCUCAUAACUGAGGUACCCGAAGAUGCUCCUGCCGCCCCAUCAACUUCUGGGGCGGCCUGUGGCGCCGAUGGAUUUCGUGCUGUGGUGAUCACUUCAUUAUCGAGCUCCGUAGAUGUGGAGGCGGGAGCAGUACGUUCCUCAGGAAGAGCACGAUUGGUUCGUCGAGGCGCGCGGGUGGAGCCAACAAGGGGCAGGAGGAAACGUGAGGAGAUCUGCACGGCCCACGGUGGUAGCCUGUAUGUCUUGAGACUGGCAAUAUCCGUUCGGUAGAUUGCACCCGUGAGGAUGCCAAUCGCCGCGGUCACUGUGGACGCCCAGGGCUGGCUUAUGGCAAGCUGAAACGCGAGGAUGUAAAGAAAUAUCUUGUUCGUUACGAUGACCCCAAAGAUGCGGAACUGGUACACUGAAGGCACACGCCUUGAGUACUGGUACAAAAGAUUGAAGAUCAAUGGCGUCGGUCCAGAAGGGAUAUGGUUGAGUCCAAAACGGUGGAAUGUGAGCAAGAACAGAAACUCGAGAAUGGUGGAUACGAGGGUAGAAAUCAAGGCACACGAAGCAAAUUUGACGCUGCCGAAUUGUCGCUCAAGUACAAUUCCGAUGUUGAAUAAGAGCACCUCCCAGACAAAGAGUUCGCUAGAGUUUGAAUAUGCCAGAUCAUGGACGAAUAAUCGCCAGUACUGAUGGUGACGAGAAAGAUGGGGAACCAGCUGAAGAGGGAAAUAAUGUUUUACGUCGAAUAUAGCGACAGAGAUGGAUGUAACGGCACAAGCCAUCAUCAGACCCUUGGUCACAGGUGCAUGCUGGAAGGACAUUUCUCCGUUGUAGACUUCGCCACAAGUACGAGUCGAGCGAGAGAGAAAGCUUCUCAAAGUCUUGUCGAGUAUUCUUCGCUGGGAUGUUGCGUUCACCCCCGUAACUGAGCGAGGGUCUA
Molecule: messenger RNA, 3012 nt
Organism: Stereum hirsutum FP-91666 SS1
Lineage: Eukaryota; Fungi; Basidiomycota; Agaricomycetes; Russulales; Stereaceae
Product: translation initiation factor eIF-3 subunit D
Exons: 12
Coding region: 1-1746 (581 amino acids)
Biological process (GO): translational initiation
Cellular component (GO): cytoplasm; eukaryotic translation initiation factor 3 complex
Molecular function (GO): translation initiation factor activity
Source: RefSeq, a predicted model, not a curated record